Molecule: messenger RNA, 825 nt
Organism: Hibiscus syriacus
Lineage: Eukaryota; Viridiplantae; Streptophyta; Magnoliopsida; Malvales; Malvaceae
Product: protein LIGHT-DEPENDENT SHORT HYPOCOTYLS 10-like
Exons: 2
Coding region: 97-651 (184 amino acids)
Biological process (GO): mRNA transcription; response to light stimulus
Cellular component (GO): nucleus
Source: RefSeq, a predicted model, not a curated record
UAUUUUACCACCUUUUACUUUUUCAAUUUCUAAUGAUCAUUUCUUGCCAAAAAUACCCAAUAAUUCAUCUGGAACGAACAUCAAUUCUCAGUAAUCAUGUCGGGUGAUAUAGCCAGCGAUUCUGCUGAAGGGUCCUCACGAUCCUCCAGUAACCGCCACAAUCAACCUCAGACGACGGCUCCGCUGAGCCGUUACGAGUCACAGAAACGGCGAGACUGGAAUACUUUCGGGCAGUAUUUGAAGAACCAGAGGCCCCCGGUUGCACUAUCACAGUGCAACUGCAACCAUGUUUUUGAUUUCCUCAGAUAUCUGGAUCAGUUCGGGAAGACUAAGGUUCACCUACACGGUUGCAUCUUUUUCGGACAACCCGACCCGCCUGCUCCAUGUACUUGUCCUCUAAGGCAAGCCUGGGGCAGCCUUGAUGCACUGAUUGGACGCCUCAGAGCUGCUUAUGAAGAGCAUGGUGGGUCACCGGAGACUAACCCUUUUGGAAACGGAACAAUUCGGGUUUAUUUGCGUGAAGUGAGGGACUGUCAAGCUAAGGCCAGAGGGAUUCCAUAUAGGAAGAAGAAGAGGAGGACUCAAAUUAAACCCAACGUCGAUGAGCCUAUGCCAUCUUCCGAGCAACAGCCUUCCUCGCUAGCUGCCUAGCUAGGAUCUUUGGAUUCUUCGUAUAUAUGAAUGAUCGGCAUUCAGAACGAGCAAAAUAUGGCAGAGUGGAGGGAAAAGAUUUAAGGGGAGAAGCCAAAGGAACGAGGUUAACUUUAGCACUACUACUAUACAAGUACUGCCACUGUCUUAGAAAAUCUGUGGGUCCAUCGGUUU